Molecule: messenger RNA, 1890 nt
Organism: Pseudogymnoascus verrucosus
Lineage: Eukaryota; Fungi; Ascomycota; Leotiomycetes; Thelebolales; Thelebolaceae
Gene: ARP4
Product: NuA4 histone acetyltransferase subunit
Exons: 3
Coding region: 199-1608 (469 amino acids)
Biological process (GO): regulation of transcription by RNA polymerase II
Cellular component (GO): NuA4 histone acetyltransferase complex; SWI/SNF complex
Molecular function (GO): chromatin binding
Source: RefSeq, a predicted model, not a curated record
CAACCAUGAACAUGCCAAGACUUCACGUCGACCUUCGAAGUUGAGGCUCGAUACGCGAAAUCGAGCUACGUUCGCGACAACCGUUAGACACCCAGCCCCCAGCCACAUAUUUUGGUGAUAUUUCGAGAGGGAAUCGAGUCGCAAGAAUCGAUACCGACUGUUGAUCAUAUUUGCGACUCCAUUGAACCAUACCCCACCAUGGCGCAAGCUUUAAACUCGUCUGUGGAGCCCACAAACAUCUAUGGCGGAGAUGAGGUAUCUGCAUUGGUGCUGGAUCCGGGAUUCACAAAUACACGAGCGGGAUUCGCUGGAGAAGAUGUUCCCAAGUCGGUCAUUCCAAGUCACUACGGUAUCGUCCGCGAUGUCGCUGCCACAAAGCUGCUCUAUGGCGAUAACGCCAUCCACACACCAAUGUCCAACCUAGAAAUCCAAAACCCAAUAGGGAAGGAUGGAACCGUGGAGGACUGGGAUGCCGCCGCGAAGGUCUGGGAGUAUGCGAUUACCUCGCGCCUGACGAGCUUCAAGCCGACACACCCGUCAAAGAAUGGGCUGAACGAUGACACAAAAGACCUUGAUGCAGAGAUGGAAGGCGUUGAGGAUAAUGAGAGGCCGCUUGAGGAAAACCCGCUUCUGUUGACGGAAACAGCCUGGAACCCUGCCAAGUCUCGAGAGAAGGCUAUUGAGAUUGCAAUGGAGUCGUGGGGUUGUCCUGCGUUCUGGCUUGCACGAAACAGCGUUCUCGCAGCUUUCGCCGCCGGAAAGGCUAGCGCCUUGGUUAUCGACAUCGGUGCAACCAACAUCUCCGUCACGCCGAUCCACGACGGCCUAAUUUUGAAGAAGGGCGUCCAGAAGUCUCCGUUGGCCGGAAACUGGUUGUCAGGUCAAAUCCGCACAUUAUUCAACUCCCCAGAUUCCAAGGUGGACUUAAUACCGCAUUUUAUGGUUGCUAAAAAGACAGCCGUUGAUGCUGGUGCCCCCGCACAAGCGACGUACCACAACUUCGCAAUCCCGCCUACUUCGAGCUAUCGCGCAUUACAGGAGGAGCGUGUCCUUACUGAAUUCAAGGAGUCUGUGGUCCAAGUCUGGCCAGGCCCUGGACGCCUCAGCUCAGGCACAGCUCAAGGCACGACGAAUGAAGACUUUGCCAAGUCGCAACCUGGCCGGGUCUUCGAGAUGCCCAAUGGCUCGAACCAAUUAUGGGGCGUUGACCGAUUCAAAGUUGGCGAAGGCAUGUGGGAUGAGAAGGCGGCGCUACCAGUACCUGGAGAGCCAGCAGUCACCAAGUCACAAACUAUCCCAGAGAUGAUCAAGGCUGCUGUUGCAUCAGUCGACAUGGAUCUUCGCGUCAACCUCCUUCAAAACGUCGUUGUCACCGGCGGUACUACAUUGACCAAUGGCUUCACCGACAGACUGGUCAGCGAGCUCCAGCAAGCAUAUCCAGGAGCACGAGUUAAGAUUCAAGCUGCUGGCCUGACGAGCGAGCGUCGCUUCGGUAGCUGGAUUGGAGGCAGUAUUCUGGGCAGUCUCGGAACCUUCCACCAAAUGUGGAUCGCGAAGAAGGAGUACGACGAGUUCGGCCCGAACGUUGUCGAGAAGAGAUGUAAAUGAGAGGCAUAAAAGUUCAACUAUGUCACGAAAGGUGGUUGGCGUUUGGCGUUAUUUGGCUGCCGCCAUUGCUACAGGAUGCAACUUGGAGUAAGAAGAGAGUGGAGAUUGUGCUCGUUUUAUGAAAGACUGCAACUAGAGGAAAUAAAAGCUCACAAAAUAUGAAGGCAAUGUAUACUUCGCUAUAACAAUUGGUGUGGGUUUUGAGGUUGAUCUUUUUGCUCCAAGUCUCGUGAUGCUUGCUUCCGGGAAAGGGGUUUUAGUGACAACUCCAUGGAAUGAGUG